Messenger RNA from Tyto alba (common barn owl), 485 nucleotides. Its product is annotated as Usher syndrome type-1C protein-binding protein 1-like. The transcript is spliced from 3 exons. The record is from RefSeq and is a predicted model, not a curated record. Bases 9 to 485 code for a protein of 158 amino acids. NCBI's taxonomy places the organism in Eukaryota, Metazoa, Chordata, Aves, Strigiformes, Tytonidae.
CCCUCGGGAUGGAGGAGGGGGCCCUCCGCGAGCACAUCCGCCGGCUGCGCACGGAGCAGGCAGCCGUAGAGGCGUCCCUCCGCGACGCCCCGGCACCCACCAGCACCCACUGGAGCAAGGACACCCGAGCCCGGGCUGAGCAGGUGCUGCGGGAUGCCAGGGCUCUCCUGCCUGGCUGGAGGCGGCCGGAGAAAGCGGAGCUGCUGCAGGACUUGGCAAUGCUCAAGGAAGCCAUGGCCGACCUGAAGACGCGGCUGCAGCUGGUGGAGAGGGAGAAGCGGGGACUGGAGCUGCUGGCAGCCGGACAGGGGCCGCGGGAGGCUGCACUGCGCCUGGUGCUCCAACAUCUGGAAUGGGAGCGGGAUGGGGGGUCCGGCGCCUCCCCAACCCCUCCAGCAGCUCCAGCAGCAGCGAGGAGGAUGCCCAAACCGGCCGGGCAGGAGCAGCGGCUCCCAGCACCCUCAGGACCUGGAGAAGAUGGGUGA